CUGAAAGUUUCUUACCAAUAUAGGCUUAUUUGAGAAGAGAAACGAAAGCUUGGUGUGACCAUCCAUCAACAACCUCUCCACUUCCUGUCUUGAUCUUUUGGAGAAACAAAGAAAGGACGGUAAAACAGUAAAAAAACACAUACAUCAUCAGCAGACAAGGAUCAUGGGAUGUACCUCCAGUGUUUCGCUGCCAGAGAGAAAGAUCGUCCUUCUUGGGAAAGCAGGAGAUGGUAAAAGCAGCGCAGGGAACACAAUUCUUGGAGAAAAUGUGUUCACCUCUAAAGCUUCAGCUUCAAAUGAAUUAGUUGAAUAUAAAAAAAGAGAGAGGAUAGUUUAUGGAAGAAAGAUCACAGUUAUUGACACACCAGGAGACUUUGACACAGGUCGUAAUGAUGAAGAGACAAAAUCUGAGAUCAUUAAAGCUCUGAUUGACUGCGCUCCUGCAGUUGAUGCCUUUGUCAUGGUCAUAAGGGUUGGAAGAUACACAGAACAUGAAAACGAGGUGGUGCAGAGACUCCUGGACACACUGAAAGGGGAAAAUGUCUUGAAACACACAGUGAUCUUAUUCACUUUUGGUGAACAACUGGAAGGCCAGACCAUCAAUGAAUUUAUGAAGGACUGUUCACAGCUACAGGAGCUGGUUAAAAAAUGUGGAGGUCGCUGUCACGUCAUCGAUAACAAAUACUGGAAUAAACGUAAACGGGGGAACAAGAGCAACAGAGUUCAGGUGAGAAAUCUGCUGAAGACCAUUGAUGAGAUUGUGAAAGAGAACGGCCGCUUCACCAGUGAGCUGCUUCAAGAUGUGGAGAAAGGCAUUCAAGAGGAGGUGCAGAAUAUAAACGAAGACGGUUUGCCUCCAGAAGAGCAACGAGAGAAAGCAAAGAAAAAUGUUUACUGCAAAUAUCUAGAGAAGUUUGCAGGAGUAGCAACAGGGGCCGUGAUUGGUGCUCUUCUCGGCAUUGGUGUUUCAGUAGCUUUAGUUACGAGUAUUUUAAAAUCGUAUUUAACUCUAAAAACAGCACUUGAAGUAGCGGGUGUAGGAGCGGCAGAAGGAGCAGCAGGUGUAGGAGGAGCAGCAGCGGCAGGUGCAGGUACAGUCGCUGCAGGUGUGCUUGGAUUUGUGGGUUUGGCAGGAGGUGUUGCUGGAGGAAUUACUGGAUGGAAUGCAGCAGAAGAAGCUGAAUCUGUCUGUGACGCCAUUGCAAACGCAGCAAUGAGCACUUGGGAGAAUGGAAAAUAUCUGAUUGAGAAAACAGAAGAAAUGGUUGGGCUUAAAAGCAAAAUGGCAAACUGAUGAGUUAAUAACAAAACAAAAACAAACAAACAAAC
This is a messenger RNA of Onychostoma macrolepis, 1329 nucleotides long. RefSeq names its product GTPase IMAP family member 7-like. The transcript is spliced from 3 exons. NCBI's taxonomy places the organism in Eukaryota, Metazoa, Chordata, Actinopteri, Cypriniformes, Cyprinidae. The coding region runs from base 164 to 1294 and encodes 376 amino acids. The record is from RefSeq and is a predicted model, not a curated record. Gene Ontology annotation, molecular function: GTP binding.